AUGUUUGAACGACAACUCCAGAUGUUCUGUGCUUUUAAUAAAUGGUAUUUCAGUUCGAAACUCAUUCCGAGCUACUUCCAGUUCCUUUCUGCAGCAUGCACAAUUCUGAUGGUUUCUCGAGCUGUGGCUCCGACCGCCCUCCUUCUUGCUAUUUUGGCGACAACCCUAGCUCAACAGGAGAGAAUUAUGGGUGCAAUGCCGUCACGAUACACAUUUUACCAUGAUCGAGGCUAUGAAUAUGCACCACCGCUUACUCUGUACAGAAAAGUUGGUGCUAGACCGGUUUCGAAGCGUAACAAUGCAGAAGUGGUGAAUCAUAUCCUUAAGAACUUCGGCACUCUGGAUCGACUUGGUGAUGUCGGCAAGUAG
Necator americanus (New World hookworm) is the source of this 369-nucleotide messenger RNA. RefSeq lists its product as uncharacterized. Bases 1 to 369 code for a protein of 122 amino acids. The record is from RefSeq and is a predicted model, not a curated record. Lineage: Eukaryota; Metazoa; Nematoda; Chromadorea; Rhabditida; Ancylostomatidae. The transcript has 4 exons.